Molecule: messenger RNA, 876 nt
Organism: Morus notabilis
Lineage: Eukaryota; Viridiplantae; Streptophyta; Magnoliopsida; Rosales; Moraceae
Product: F-box/LRR-repeat protein At3g48880
Exons: 3
Coding region: 1-876 (291 amino acids)
Molecular function (GO): protein binding
Source: RefSeq, a predicted model, not a curated record
AUGAUGAAGAAAAACAGCCGUGGAUCCACCAGAUCAUGGAGUGAACUUCCUUAUGAUGUCCUUGUAAACGUAUUCAUGUCACUCAACAUUAUUGACUUGGCUGCCGGUGUCUCCGGCGUGUGUCGCUCAUGGCGCGCUGCGUGUUCUGACCCCAUGCUAUGGCGAGAAACCGACUUCAAUACUAUGAAUGAAUCUGAUCUGAUCAACAUUCCCAGAGGUAUUGGUGCUUGGUCUGACCAGGUACGAAGGUAUUGCUUUUCACUUCCCAAACUUCACAUUAGCCAGUCUCACAUAGCUUUAGAAGCCAGAUUUUGGUUCUUGGGAAUAGCAGUUGUUAAAAAGGUCUUCCACGAGAAGUCAAAAGGCUCGUUUGCCAGAGUUUUUGCUUUUAGAAAUCGCUGCAGGACCCCAAAUCUCAAACAACUAGUCCUCUCUGCAUGGAGUCAAUUAGCCAUUGCCGGAUUCGAAGAGGCUGUCAAGCACUGGAAAGACCUCGAAUCUUUGACUGUAGUAUGGACUACUUUUCCAUGUACUAUGUUGAAAUCCAUUGGAACUCACUGCAAGAACUUCUCUAAGCUUGCUAUUGUGUCCCUUUUCAACCUUGAAUUUGCGGUGGCCAUAGUUCGGUAUAUUCCGCAACUUAAGGUCUUCAGCCUUCUAAAAUCGAUAUUUUGCAAGGAAGCUCUAACCUUUUUGAUGAAGAACCUAAAGCAUCUAGAGGUGCUGGAUCUAUCUCAUAACUUCCAGGAGGAAAGGGUUUGGCAUGGCAACAUUCGGUUCGUGAUAUAUGUAGAUCCCGACAAUGAAAUCAACAAAAAUGGCUCAAGGUCUGUGCCUGCAAGCUUCCGCUUGCUGAUGGGGAAAUCAUGCAAUUAG